Messenger RNA from Misgurnus anguillicaudatus (oriental weatherfish), 2726 nucleotides. The record is from RefSeq and is a predicted model, not a curated record. Lineage: Eukaryota; Metazoa; Chordata; Actinopteri; Cypriniformes; Cobitidae.
AAACUUUAGUGUUUCUGAACCGUUAUACGCAUGACUGUGUUUGUGCAGUCAGUAAAAUGGCGGAAGCGAGUGUUUCAUGGGCUCAGGAUCAGUUCAUCUGUUCAAUCUGUUUGGAUUUACUGAAAGAUCCAGUGACCAUUCCCUGUGGACACAGUUACUGUAUAAGCUGUAUUACAAACUGCUGGAAUCAAGAUGAUCAGAGAGGAGUUUAUAGCUGCCCUCAAUGCAGACAGACCUUCAAUACAAGACCUGAUUUAGGGAAGAAUGUGAUGCUUGCUGAGAUGUUGGGGAAACUGGAGAAGACAAAACUUCAGACCGAUCGAUUUCCUCUGAGUGAUGCUAGACCUGAAGAUGUGAAGUGUGACGUCUGUACUGAGAGAAAAUACAAAGCUAUCAAGUCCUGUCUGGUGUGUCUUGAAUCUUACUGUCAAACUCACUUUGAACAACAUGAAGCUUUUCGGACAGGAAAGAGACACAAAGUAAUUGAUGUGACAGUAAGACUUCAGGAGAUGAUCUGCUCUCAACAUGACAAACUCAUCGAGGUUUACUGUCGCACUGAUCAGAGAUGUAUUUGUUAUCUGUGUGAGAUGCAGGAACACAAAAAUCACGACACUGUAUCAGCUGCAGCAGAGAGAACUGAGAAACAGAGAUUACUGGAGGACAAGCAGAGAAAACUCCAUCAGAGAAUCCAGGAGAAAGAGAAAAAGCUUCAGGAUCUAAGAGAGGCUGUGAAGAUUCACACACAGGAGAUUGAUGAUCUGAGGAGAAGAAAUGAUGAGAUGGAGAAACUUUCACAAACAAAAGAUCACAUCAGUUUCCUUCAGAGUUUUCAGUCUCUCUCUUCAUCUUCUGGAUCUCCAGACAACAUCACUGUCUCUUCACUUUUCUCUUUUGAUGAUGUGAUGACAUCUUUCACUAAACUGAAAGAAAAGAUGGAGGAUUUCUGUAAAGAAGAGAUUGAAAAGAUAUCUGACAAAGUUUCAUUUAUUGAAAUUAUUCCCAAAGAACCCAAGACCAGAGCGGAGUUUAUACAAUAUUUUAGUCUGCUCUCUCUGGAUCCAGACACAUCAAGCAGAUUUAUUUGUCUGUCUGAGGAGAACACAGUGGCUACUCACACUUACACAGAUCAGAAGUAUCCUAAACAUCCAGACAGAUUUGAUGGUUGUCCUCAGGUGUUGUGUAGAGAGAGUUUAUGUGGACGCGGUUACUGGGAGAUUGAGUGGAGUGGUGAUGUGUUUAUAUCAGUGUCAUAUGAGAGCAUCAGCAGGAAGGGAGGAGGUGAUGAGUGUGGAUUUGGAUAUAAUGAUCAGUCCUGGAGUUUAGACUUCUCUCCUUCUGAAUGUUCAUUCUGGCACAAUAAGAUAAAGACAGAUCUCCCAAUGGUCUCCAGUUCUUGUAGGAUAGGAGUUUAUGUGAAUCACAGUGCAGGAAUUUUGUCUUUCUACAGCGUCUCUGACACAAUGACCCUCAUCCACAGAGUCAACACCACAUUCACUCAACCUCUCUAUCCUGGGUUUGGGUUACGUCAGAGGUCAACAGUGAAACUAUGUCAACAAUGUAAUUGAAUUGAUACCUGCUUAGAACCGGGGCUGGUUCUUGCCAGCUAUUGAAAGGUGGGCUAGCAGAUAUCCUGGGUGGGCAAUUUUAUAUAUAUCCAGUGUUAAAUGGACUCUCGCAGAGUUGAUUUCAACACUUUUUCAGAGUUUAUAUAGCUCCACACCUAUCAGAGUUAAAUGAACACUUUCAAGAUAAAAAUGUUUAACACUUCGCCAGAGUUUCUUUGACUCAUAAAAGUGUUAAAGGGGUCAUAUUAUGGGUCUUUCAUGUCCCCAGAGUGCAUAUGUGAACUUUUAGCUCAAAAUACCCCAAAGAUAAUUUAUCAUAGCAUGUUAAAAUUCCACUCACUAGUGUUAAAUGUACACUGCUGGUGUUUAUACAGUAUUGGUACCACCAGACCAGUGAUACCCAUAUAUACACCAGUAGUGUACAUUUACCACUGGUGAUUUUGCUCUGUAGGUGCAAGCAAAAAUUUCCAGUUUUGUGUGUAUAAUUUAUAAUGCAAGUGAGCUGAUGAAAUGGAAAUAUUGAUCACAAUGAUGGUGACUUUAAAUAAAACAUCCAACAAACUCUACAAGUAAGAUGUAAAAUGCAAUUUUAGGUUUCAAACAGAGAUGGAGAUUGCAUUACAGGAGCAUUACAUUUUUUUAAAGGGGUCAUAUUAUAUAGUUUUUUUAAUAUCAAAUAAAUCUUUGGUGUCCCCAGAGUACAUAUGUGAAGUUUUAGCUUAAAAUAGCACAGAGAUAAUUUAUUAUAACAUGUUAAAAUUGACACUUGUAGUUUUGAGCAAAAAUGUGCCGUUUUCUUUAAACCCUUAAUACAGUUCGCGGCAAUUUUUUUAACCAAUGUAUAAAUUGUAGUUAAUAAUUUUAAGAAUAACCUCUUUGACUAAAUUUUGAUUGGGUGGGCAUUGGCAGACGUUUGGGUGGGCUUAGCCUGCCCAUGCCUAGAGCCGGCCCUGGUUGUAAAUAAAUAAUAAAUGUUAUAUUUUAUUAUCUGAUGUGCAGUCACCCUUUGCCUAGAAAUUGCAAAACUGUACUGGUGUAAUUUUAUCAAGAAGCUUCCUAAGGGUUUCACCUUUAGGUGAAAUUUAAAGAAUAAAGGAGUUCACAUUAAUUCUGCUCUCUUUGGCUGCUUCAAUAUUCAGUCCAAGUGAUCGUUUUUUUUUU